Rotaria socialis is the source of this 736-nucleotide messenger RNA. The record is from the annotation of a GenBank genome assembly. Lineage: Eukaryota; Metazoa; Rotifera; Eurotatoria; Philodinida; Philodinidae.
AUGGUACGUACGAGAAUCGGUUUGUACUUGUCUAAGCGAAGUAAUUCUCAAUCAACAACUGAUCAGAAAGAAGAAGAACAAGAAAUUCAAUCAAGUAUGUCGAACAUAAACACUAAUAAAGCUGAUUUUUAUAUUACUAACACAACAUGUUCACCACUCAAACCGGAAUCAUCAACAACCAAGAUCACUUCCUCAUCAUUCAUUUCCACCGAUGCAACCGAAGCCACAAUGACUGUAUUACCAGAAAUUAUUAAUCAAGCAUCAAUAAACAACACAUCGAAUAUCAACGAAGAUAAAGAACUAGCUCGCAUUUCAUAUUAUAAUGGAACGACAAACAUAUAUUCUUGGUUAACAGCUAUCAGAAGUGUUUUUAUUGAUUUGAAAUAUGAUGAGACUAUGUGGGCGAACAAAGCCAAAUAUUAUUUGCUCGAUCUUGCUGCUCAAUUCGCUUAUAUUAAUGAUGAUCGAAUGAUCACUUGGAAAAGUUUUCAACAGCUAAUGAUAAACCAAUAUCUAUCAACAACUACAUCCGAUCACAGCGAUUCUCUUCUUGGUACAUCAACUAACUUUAAUAUAAAACCACAACGAGAUACAACUUAUCUAUCGGACACUUUGGCCGUUAAAGCACAUCAUGCUUUGGUACUAGAAGAUUUAAAAACAUUACCAAAAUUCUCAGGUAAAGAACCACAAUCUAUUCAUUCAUGGUUAGAAGAAAUCGAACUCAUAUAUGAUAAAG